This is a messenger RNA of Porites lobata, 1079 nucleotides long. The record is from the annotation of a GenBank genome assembly. Lineage: Eukaryota; Metazoa; Cnidaria; Anthozoa; Scleractinia; Poritidae.
AUGGUGGAACAGUCAUGGUGGAACAGUCAUGGUAGAACAGUAAUGGUGGAACAGUCAUGGUGGAACAGUCAUGGUGGAACAGUCAUGGUGGAACAGUAAUAGUGGAACAGUCAUGGUGGAACAAUCAAGAUGGAACAGUCAUAGUGGAACAGUCAUGGUGGAACAGUAAUAGUGGAACAGUGACGGUGGAACAGUCAUGAUGGAACAGUAAUAGUGGAACAGUUAUGGUGGAACAGUCAUGGUAAAACAGUAAUAGUGGAACAGUCAUGGUGGAACAAUCAUGGUGGAACAGUCAUGGUGGAACAGUAAUAGUGAAACAGUCAUGGUGGAACAAUAAUAGUGGAACAGUCAUGGUGGAACAAUCAUGGUGGAACAGUCAUGGUGAAACAGUGAUGGUGGAACAGUCUUAGUGGAACAGUCAUGGUGGAACAGUAAUGGUGGAACAGUUAUGGUGGAACAGGCAUGCCGCAACAGUAGUAGUGGAACAGUGACUUUGGAACAGUAUUGGUGGAACAGUAAUAGUGGAACAGUCAUGGUGGAACAGUCAUGGUAAAACAGUAAUAGUGGAACAGUCAUGGUGGAACAAUCAUGGUGGAACAGUCAUGGUGGAACAGUAAUAGUGGAACAGUCAUGGUGGAACAGUUAUAGUGGAACAGUGAUGGUGAAACAGUGAUGGUGGAAUAGUAAUGGUGAAACAGUCAUGGUGGAACAGUCAUGGUGGAACAGUCAUGAUGGAACAGUCAUCGUGGAACAGUAAUAGUGGAACAGUCAUGGUGGAACAAUCAUGGUGGAACAGUCAUGGUGGAACAGUAAUAGUGGAACAGUCAUGGUGGAACAGUUAUGGUGGAACAGUGACGGUGGAACAGUCAUGGUGAAACAGUCAUGGUGGAACAGUCAUGGUGGAACAGUAAUAAUGGAACAGUCAUGGUGGAACAGUAAUAGUGGAACAGUCAUGGUGGAACAGUAAUGGUGGAACAGUCAUGGUGGAACAAUCAUGGUGGAACAGUCAUGGUGAAACAGUGAUGGUGGAACAGUCUUGGUGGAACAGUCAUGGUGGAACAGUAAUGGUGGAACAGUCA